AUGGGUCCCUGUACCGCCUCCCAUUGCUCCACUCUGCCAUGUGUCCACUUUCAGGCCUCCCAUAGGUGCUGCCAGGCCCCAAAUCUGCCAUGGGCCCCCGUACCCGCCUCGUCACGCUGCUGCUGGGUCCACAGUGUGACAUGGGUCCCUGUACCGCCUCCCAUUGCUCCCACUCUGCCAUGUGCCACUUUGAGGUCUCCUCACACUCCUGCUGGUUUCCAUUUUGUCAUAGGUUGCUGUAUGGCCUCCCAUUGCUGCUGCCUCCACCGCCACACUGUGGCUCCAAACACUGGUUUUGGCCCCGUGACUGGCCAAAUGAGUGAAGUGUGCGGUGAUUCUAAGAUCGACGGCACUCAUCUGCAUGUCAUACUGACUGACAGUAUUAUUUCUCUUCCCCAGCAGACUCCAAGGGCAUUUAAAUUAAAGGUACAGUGUUCUGCACUAAUAUUA
Messenger RNA from Staurois parvus, 450 nucleotides. Lineage: Eukaryota; Metazoa; Chordata; Amphibia; Anura; Ranidae. The record is from the annotation of a GenBank genome assembly.